GGAGAGGAUUGGAAGUGAGAGUGGGAGAGCAAUUAGGAAGUGGAACAGGAGGAGAGCCUGGAAUGAGCGAGCACCGAAGCCACUCACGCCACGCAUCACUGCCGCUCUCGCAGCUUUCCAUAGUUCCCGCCCGCUCUCCUUUUCAAGCGUUUUUUCGCAAGUCAGCUCCGCGUUGUUUUGCCGGAAAAGCCGGGAAAAUUGUGAUAAUCCAUCGGGGAAAACGGUCGCCCAGCUCCGUAGUGUAGUGCCGUGUAGUCCAGCAGUGUUUAAAUAUAAAAAACAACCCAAGAUCAACGUUGCUACAGUGUUUAGUGCAAAAAAAGCAAUGCGUGGGUGAACGCGGACCAAAAGCCACAAAGAAAGCUCCGUAAAUGCGUGCAAGUGCAGUGCAAAAAUGAUUUAUAUGUUUUGGAUGUAUAGAAACAUAUUAUAAAUAAACAAUCAAUCAUUUUGUUAAUGUCCAAACAAGCAUAAAUAGCCUUAUGUCCACAGGCGUCUCAUGUUUUUUUUUCAUUCGGUCACGCGUUGCCCGCGGCUGCAAUAAGAAUAUGCAGAAAAGGUACCAAGAGAGAGAGAGAGAGAGCACACCCACUCCAACAUGUGGUAGGCGAUGCGAAGAUGAGCAAUCUCUUAUGCUCUCCCGCCAAGUGUCACACUCUAACAAGGUGAGGCACUCCACAUUCUGUAGAUGUCACCUCUCUCUCCAUCAAAAUUUGGGAAUGCGCGUGGGAGUCUGCCCUAUAACGGCUCACCUUACUAUUUAUAUACCCAAAAUGCGUGCUCUUAUUGAAAUUGCUGUUUACAAAUCGUUUUUCGUGGGCGUGGGCGAAGGGGAAAAAUAACGAUCGCAAAAAAGGAAAUGUAUAUAAGAGCUAGAAGUACAAAGAGAAGAGGGCGAAUACAGCAAUGCAAAUCUAACGGGACAACAAUUACGGCAAAAAGGUGGCUUACAUCAAUCAAUCUUCGAGGACACCUUUGAGCCCUGCAUUUUGGUUCUUCAUGUGCAUUUUGGUAGCCGCCACUGUGGCCGUGGCACAGGCCGGUAUCCUGCCCCACUUGGAUCAUCAUUUGGAGCACCAUUUGGAGCACGAGCUGCCGCACUUUACGGACGCCGAAGUACACCAUUCGGAGGGCAUCCAUUUGGGGCACAGUGCGGCCAUCAUACACCACGAUGACCAUCACUUGGACGCCGUGCCACAUCACUAUAGCAGCAGCCACUACGAGGCAGUGCCGCACUACAGCAGCCACUACGAGACGGUGCCGCACUACAGCAGCCACCACUACGAGCAUCUGCAUGCCGCGCCGGUGGUGCACCAUCACAGUCACGCCGCUUUGGUGCACUACAAGCCCCAUUUGGAUGUCCACAGCCAUGCGAGUCUGUUGUCCUUUGCGAAGCAUCAACUCCAUGGAAAAUAUGGAAAGCUAAGGAUCACAGAGACGCACUAUUGAGAGAGAGAGAGAUUCCACCUGCCACUGCCGCUGCCCCCUCUCCAGGGGCAUCAUCAUUCAGAAGAGCCUUCAACAUCCAGCAGACAAUUUAUCAUCCGCUCAUUCGCUCAUUCGCGUGGAGUUGCAGCCCCACGAAAGUAAUUUACUUGCAAUUUAAAGAUAAACAGGCGCGAUAAUGUCUACA
Drosophila miranda is the source of this 1633-nucleotide messenger RNA. RefSeq names its product histidine-rich glycoprotein. The record is from RefSeq and is a predicted model, not a curated record. Bases 1000 to 1449 code for a protein of 149 amino acids. The transcript is spliced from 3 exons. Lineage: Eukaryota; Metazoa; Arthropoda; Insecta; Diptera; Drosophilidae.